CACUGUCAUUUUUCAUUACUGACUUGUGCUUGAUAAUUAUUGUGAACGCGUUUGCGAAUUCCUAUUAAUUAUUUUAUUUUAUGGUUUAAUCUGCCGUGUCUUUCUUCUGUAUAAUCGUAACGCAAGCCAGAAAGCUCGAGAAAUAGUUUUAUAGUUGAAAUUCACCUUUAAUAAGUUUAAACUUUAAAAUGGCAGCGGUUCAAGCCAAGCCCCAAUGGCCGGUUCGGCCAGGAAUUCAGCAUCAAAAUAGCCAGAAUGCCGCAAGCUUAACACUAAACAGAUCGAUUAACUUAUAUCCGCUAACAAAUUACACAUUCGGCACGAAAGAACCGCUGUUUGAAAAAGAUGCGUCGGUACCGGCUAGGUUCCAGAGGAUGCGUGAAGAAUUCACCAAAAUCGGCAUGAGAAGGUCUGUGGAAGGAGUACUAUUAGUACAUGAACAUGGUUUACCACAUGUGUUGUUACUGCAACUUGGGACUGCUUUCUUCAAGCUACCAGGUGGUGAACUUAAUCCUGGAGAAGAUGAAAUUGAAGGACUAAAGAGAUUGCUUACGGAGACUCUUGGAAGACAAGAUGGAGUUAAACAGGAUUGGCUUAUUGAAGACACAAUUGGAAACUGGUGGCGUCCAAACUUUGAACCACCACAGUAUCCCUACAUUCCACCCCACAUAACUAAACCUAAAGAACAUAAACGUCUCUUUUUAGUGCAGUUACAGGAUAGGGCAUUAUUUGCUGUACCCAAGAACUAUAAAUUAGUUGCUGCUCCUCUAUUUGAGUUAUAUGAUAAUGCUCAGGGAUAUGGGCCAAUUAUUUCCUCCCUUUCACAAAGUUUAUGUAGGUUCAACUUUGUUUAUAUGUAAUUAUCACUUAGUAACGUUAGCUGUCAUCCACGUGACAGUUGACAGGUCUAUAUUGUCAAGAGUAAUGCAUCUAUAAAAGUGGUCUCUGUUGAUCUCGGUUAUUCUUGUAUGCACUUAUUUUAUUGUGAAGUGUAGUGUGAUUUCACAACUCAAGCUUACACAAUAUUUAGGUCUAGGGAAAACUAUGAUAAAGCCAACUUUAUAGAGAACAUUACCUUGCCAAUUAACUUGUUAGUACUAAGAUUUUAACUUUUGAACCAAUACUUUUACUGCAAGAGUUCAUCUGUUUAAUUUCAUUAAAAAAUCUACUGGCUUAUGUUCACAGGCAUUUUAACCUUAUUCUUUUUAACAAUCGUUUAAAAUAUACAUCUUUAAAAUCGUCAUUAUAAAGCUUAAGGCUUUCGUCCCUGAAUCAUACCCUAAGGGUAUAAAGAAGAAGAAUAUUACAAUUGGGUUUUGAAAAACAUUAUUGCUAUAGUGAAAAUGCUUAAUAUAUAUAUUUAAGCAUAUUUAUAUAUGGAGUAUAUUCCAGUUGAAUAUGUAACAAGAGUUUAAUUUGACAUUUAAACCAUUGUUUAAAAAUUGUAAAGCUGUUAAAAAGUUAGUGAACUGGAGCCCAAAUUUAUGUAAAGGCAUACACAAGUAUGAGGUAUUGUGUAAGUCUAUUCAUAUUGUAUUGUCAUAUUAGUGUAAGCAACAUUGACAUAUGGAAUAAA
Messenger RNA from Pieris rapae (cabbage white), 1576 nucleotides. RefSeq names its product cleavage and polyadenylation specificity factor subunit 5 (gene Cpsf5). Bases 189 to 860 code for a protein of 223 amino acids. Gene Ontology annotation, molecular function: mRNA binding. The record is from RefSeq and is a predicted model, not a curated record. The transcript has 4 exons. Gene Ontology annotation, cellular component: mRNA cleavage factor complex. NCBI's taxonomy places the organism in Eukaryota, Metazoa, Arthropoda, Insecta, Lepidoptera, Pieridae.